UGCUUUUAACAACAUGAAAAAUUAAAUCAUAAACUUAAACAUGAGUUUGUUGAAUAAUCCAGAAUUUAAGGCCAAAUACGAUAAGUGUAAGAAAAUUAUUAAAGUAUGGGAAACAAAAUUUAAGGCGAAAAAUGGUCGUAUACCAUCGAAGUUGGAUAUAAGGGAAGCAGAUCAAUUAGUUAAAAAUGCUUACAAACGAUAUUUUCAAUUAAAAACGGAAGCAUUAAAGCAUUCACUUGGAGAUAUAACAGAGGAGACACAAUUAUUUUUUGAUAAUUCUACCUUGAAUUUUGACGAUUCGAUAAAUGAACAAAGUACGGAAACUUUUAAUGAUUCAUCUACGAACGAUGUUUUUGAACAUAACGAAAAUGCAUGGGGUUCACAUUUGGCGAAACCGAAAGAAACUACAAAACAAAUUGAAGAAAAAAAAUCAAAGCUCACACGAAAACUAUCUGAAAAAAUUUUUACUGGCUCGAAAUUUGCAAAGAAAAAUCCACGAAAAUCAUUUACAAAUAAAUCAAAAAGUUUAGACUUAUCAUCUAAUUCACAAACGUCUGAGACUCUUUCACAAUCUUCUUUGGAUAAGCCAGAAACAAACGCAGAAAAUUUAAAUUCGACGAAACCGAUAAAUUUCUUACAAAUUGCCGAAAAUUCUGAUUUGAAACCAAAGAAAAGUUUAAAUAGGGAUUGGUUAGAUCGAGUCAGUCAACAAAAUAAUAUCGAAACUGAUAAUUUUGAAUGUAUUACUGAUUUUAAAGAACCUUCUGAAACAAAAUCUGUGUAUGGAUUAUCGAAUUUUCAUUCAUUGAAUUUAUCAAAAAUUGUCGAAGCCAAAUCUGUAACUGCGGAUCGUGAUUUAACUGAAAAAUCUACGGAUUAUACAAUACCUGAAAUAUCUACAAAUGCUCCUGAAGUAGAAAAUAUUUGUUCCGAAAAUGAAGAUAUUGUUGCAAACAGUGAUCCAGAAAAUGAAAUUAUUAAACUUGUUUCACAUAUUAAGAAGAAGCGACGAAUUCUUACAGCAUCGACGAGGAACAAUAUUUCGAUUAUUCCGAAAAAGAAAAAAGAAAUAAUGAAAAAACCAGUGAAACAUAUUGAAAAAGAUGAAGUAAAACCACGUAAAACUUAUACACGAAAAGUUAAAACCCAUGCAAUGUCUCAGACGAAUGAAAUUAUCAAUAAUUUAAUGUCGGAUGAUAUCGAAGAUCCAUAUGCUGCUGACUCAGACGGUGAUCCCGAUUUUGAUAUAAAUUCGAGCGUAAAAAACACGUCAUCAAAUCUAGAAGAAGCAAUUCUAUCACAACAGAAUAGCCCAAACACAUUACCAACUGUUAAAAAAGGAAGAAAAAUCAAAUCUGUUCAAAAAAGUCCCAAAGAAUCAAAAUCAAAAAAACUAAAGGAACCUAGCAAUCAAAAUCGUGGUAAGAAAAGGAAAAAAGAUGAAACUGAAACUGAAGAAGCAGAUGCAAAAUCUGAUUCAGAAUUAGGCCCAAUAAACAUUAAAGAAAUGUAUCGGUGUAAAGUACCAGAAACAGUUCCAAGAUUUCAAUCGUUGAAGAAAAUUAAAUUAACAAAAUCCACUUCACCGAAAAUGGAUGUAGAAGAAUCUGAGACGUGUAGUAAAAUAAGUACAGACAAUUUUAUUCGUUUAAAUUUAAGAAAAAAAGUCUUUGUACGCGGUAAAAAGACUAUGACAUUUGCAAAGCAUCAAAAAAGUAAAUGGAAAGCAAAGAAGAAAGCUUUAGCAUUAGCUGGACCAGAUAUGGAUAUGGGGGGAUGCGAUGGUGGUCAAUUGAAAUGUUUUACAUGUGGUGGAAUCGGGCAUUUUUCACGACAAUGCAAAGCUUUAAAAGGUGAACAAUUGUUACCAUUAGAAGCAGAUAAGGGAGAAGUUUGUCCGUUUCCAACACUUGAAGAAGCUUAUCAAAAUGCAACACAAUCAAAAUUAUCAAUACACGUUACUAGGACACAAAAUCGUUUAGAUGCAGACAAUUUAGAAAAUUCAGAAGUAGAUAAUUACGAUAAUGUUUUCGAAGAUGAGCCAAUUGACAUGGCUAAAGUCGAUGAAUUAAUAAGCUUUGUAGAAUCAUCGAAAAAUGAAACAGAAAACUUAGUAUCUGAAACUACUGAAAACGACAAUCCAUUUAUAGUAAAACCUCUUUAUAAUCGACUCUCUGAUGGUAGUUUAAUAGACACACCUGGUGAAGUUUACGAAUCCUUAAAUCAAUUUGGUUUUACAACAUUCAGGCAAGGACAAGAGAAAGCAAUAAUGCGUAUUCUUUCAGGUCUGUCAACUUUAGUCACGUUGAGUACAGGGUCUGGAAAAAGUUUGUGUUAUCAGUUACCUGCAUAUUUAUAUGGUAAAUAUCGUUCACCGUCCAUAGCUCUGGUUAUAUCCCCUCUAAUUUCAUUAAUGGAUGAUCAAGUUUCCCAAUCGGAACGGACUGCAUGUUUGCAUGCUGGCAUGUCAAAAGUAGCGCGAAAAAAAACCUUGGAUUCAUUAAAAAGUGGAUGCUAUGAUUCAUUACUAAUAUCACCCGAAGCCAUUGUUGGAAGUUUGGAUUCUUUAAUACGAAGAUUACCGCCUAUAUCAUUUGCCUGCAUCGAUGAAGUGCAUUGUGUAUCACAAUGGAGUUACAAUUUUCGACCGAGCUAUCUAACAAUAUGCCGUGUACUUCGAGAACGGCUUGGUGUUAAAACUCUUUUAGGUUUAACAGCAACUGCCCCAUUAACAACUCAGCAAAGUAUAUUGUCACAUCUAGGAAUUCCAGAAAAUGAUACAGAGAGUGUUGUGGGUGCAACACCGCUUCCAGAAAAUUUAACGCUAACUGUUUCGAAAGAUGGACGACGUGAUGCAGCUCUGGUGGCAAUUUUAAAAUCAGAACGAUUGAAAGAUUACAAAUCAAUUAUUGUAUAUUGUACACGACGAAAUGAUUGUGAACGAUUAGCUGGAAUUCUAAGAACAUGUUUUCAGGAUCAAGUUGCCACGGUUAAAAAAAAUCGUAGAGGAAUUAAUUACAGUGUCGAGGCUUAUCAUGCUGGGUUGUCACAAAGUCGUCGUCGAACUAUACAAAAUGCAUUUAUGAAGGGUGAUUUGAAAAUUGUGAUCGCUACCGUUGCUUUUGGAAUGGGAAUAAAUAAAUCAGAUAUACGAGCUGUGAUUCAUUAUAACAUGCCACGAAGUUUUGAAAGCUAUGUCCAGGAAGUAGGUCGAGCCGGCCGUGAUGGAUUACCUGCUCAUUGUCAUCUAUUCUUGGAUUCACAGGGUAAUGAUCAAUGUGAAUUACGACGGCAUAUCUUUUCUGAUUCACUAGAUCGUCAUGUCAUUCGUAAAUUAUUAGAAAAAGUGUUCAUUCCAUGUGAAUGUAAAUCGCGUGGAAUUCUUUGUCCUAAACAUGAAGUUGCUUUUUCUAUUGAAGAUACUGUACGAUUAAUGGAUGUUCCAGAAGAAAAUAUAGCAACUUUGUUAUGCUAUUUAGAAUUACAUGAAAGUUCAUUUGUCCAGGUUUUAAGUUCUGCAUAUACAUGGUGCAAAGUUACUUCAUAUGGGGGGCCUAAAGCUAUAAAUGAAGCUGCUCAAAAUUGUGCACCUUUGGCUAUGGCAAUUGCAAUGGAAGUAAAAAAAGGAACGAAAUUUGAAAAUUUAAAUACGAUUGAAUUCCCUGUUAUAGAAGUUGCAUCGGCUAUUGGAUGGGAAAGUGGAAUGGUCAAACAUUAUUUGAAAAAUUUAGAAUGGACUACAGUAAAUGGGCAGCCAAAACGAUCAACCAUUUCCGUGGAAUUAUCCAACUUAGGUUUUCGUGUUCGUGCUGCCGGUGACUUAAGUUCAAAUGAUUUAGACAUGGCUUUGGAUUAUCUACAUAAUCGCGUUCAACAACAAGAGAAAACUGCAUUAAUUCAACUUCAAAAAUGUUUUGAUGCUUUCUCUAGUGUCGCAACAAAUAGUUUUAUGAUAUCUGAUGAAGAAGCUUUGGAAUACAGUGACAAAAUUAAACAAAUAAUUUUUAAUUAUUUCCAAUCUACAGACUUUAUCGAGGAAAAUUAUAUUUUAAGGACAGGAGAAAUCAAUGAGUCACAUAUUAGCCAAGAUGUGCGAGCCAUGAUCUCAAUGUAUCGUGAUAAUAAUUUCACUGCACGUGCAAUUGCCAGGAUAUUUCAUGGUAUACAAAGUCCAAAUUAUCCAGCAGUGAUUUGGGGUCGUUGUAAAUAUUGGCGUGCACAUUUAAAAUCCGAUUUUAAUGCAAUUUGUAAAAUUGCUACCCAAGAGAUUAUUCGAAUGCGCUGAUAAAUAUGUUUGUUAUGAAAAAGUUUUUUGGUGUUUGUAAGUAGUAAAAUUUUUUCGUUUUCUUUUUGCUUUAAAAUUUUAUCCAGUGAUACACACUUAAAAAGUGAUGUUUUUUAAAUAGAAAAUAAGAUCGCAGUAAGAUUUAUAGCCUGGUUAACAUGUAUUCGAUAUUUAUAAAAGUGUUAUCACAAUUUGGAUCUCAGUUCACUUAAAAAUUUCCUGUUAUUCUACGCCUUUGAUUACCAGGUUAAUAUAUCGAAAUUCGAGUAAAAAUUUAUAAACAAGGGAGUGGAAAACUGUAAUCAACGUAACUAUAAAUGAUGCAAGUUAUUUAUCAUAUUUUUACUAAAUAUAUUAUUUAUAAUUUGCUAUUUACUAAUGAAAAUCUAUAUCUCAGUGAUUAAUUACGCCGAGAGACAUAAAAAAUCCCUGACACGGCACUGAAUAUAAUUUUUUUGUUACUAAUUAAAUCCGGGUUUGUAUGAUUUGGAAAAUUUUUGUAUUUACAUAAAACUUAGACUUCAUCCCACAGUACCUGAUUCGAAAUAUUUGAAAAUAGGAUACAUGUUGACCCGGUUUUAGAUAUAUAGUCCGAAAUAUGUGAUAAUGAUUACUUUUAUCAGAAGCAAUAGGCUAUGAUUAGUUUAGAGCCACUUUAAUGACAUAAUCCUAAGGCAUCACAAUGACAGUUCUUGUUUUAUCAAUUUUCAUUUAAGAGAGAUUUCCCUCCCUUUACGUCUUUCGAAUAAUCUUUACAUUAUACAAUCAGGGUUGCGUUUAGCUAACAUUAUAACUCUGGUUAAAAAAUCAAAUUAAUUUAGAAUUGAAUCCCGAUUGAAAGCUUAGAAUUUUUCCUUUUGUAGUGAUAAUUUGAAUGAAUUUCAAUCGGAUAUGAUUUUACUUCUAAAACGUAAAAAAUUUUAUUUUUUAACCAGAAAAAUCAGAUCACAUUAUAUAUAAUAACACCGUGCGACACGAUUUUGGUGCCCAGAAUACAAAUAGCUGUUUUCUAGGAAAUUUAACCUGCUGAACACAAAAAUCUCAACGAAAUUUUUCUGUUACGUUACGUUUCUGGGUAAAGUUCAGUUUUUUUACUUUAUGAGUAAGGUUCCCUGUAGUCAAAUUUUAGGGGUUAGGUAAUUACGAAAUAAAAAUUAAUCACUUCGUAAUGUAAUUUCCGACUUUCGUACCUCAGCUUUGACAAUCAGAAUAAAGGCUUGAUCCAAAAAUCAGCUCACGGUAGAAUUUAAAAAGGUCGGAAAGCUUUACCCGAUAAGUACCUACCGUAACCGAGUUAAUUACAUAAGCUUUGAUACGCCAAUCCCAAUAUAAGUGUUUAUUGUCAGAUUGAACCCUUGAUCCAAAAAACAGCUCAUAAUCCAAUUUAAGGAAGUAAAAACUCUUAAUAUUUGAGUACGUGACUUACUGCCUAAAUAAGGAAACCUGAUUAUCCAAAUUUCCCAGUUACCCACCUUCGUUUUGACAUACCAAGCACAGUAUAAGUUUUCAUGUUCAGAAUGAACUGAAAAGAACUGAAAAUCAGCUCAUGAAACAAUUUUGGGAAGCCAAAAAUUUUUACAUUUUGAAAAUCUACAAUACAAUGAAAAUAGUUUUGACGUUGCACCUUAAAAACUCGUUAGAAAAAUUUGAUCGCUAUUAUCGUGAUCAGCAAGUUCAGUUUGAAUGAAAUUUGAAUGGAAAAUAGCCAUUUAGAUCACGGGUUCUCCAAUUCUAAUUUUUCGCACGGUGUAAUUAAUAUACAUGUAUAAAUUUUUACAAUCUUCUGAUAAAAGUAACCAAUAUGAGUAAUUUUUAUUAUGGUUUGUUAAAAAUAAG
Molecule: messenger RNA, 6121 nt
Organism: Chrysoperla carnea
Lineage: Eukaryota; Metazoa; Arthropoda; Insecta; Neuroptera; Chrysopidae
Gene: RecQ4
Product: ATP-dependent DNA helicase Q4
Exons: 7
Coding region: 41-4285 (1414 amino acids)
Biological process (GO): double-strand break repair via homologous recombination; DNA replication
Cellular component (GO): nucleus; chromosome; cytoplasm
Molecular function (GO): nucleic acid binding; 3'-5' DNA helicase activity; four-way junction helicase activity
Source: RefSeq, a predicted model, not a curated record